UUUACUUUCCUCUUUGUUUUGAAACUUAAAAACACAGUCCCGCCGAACGAACUCCGAUAAGGGAGAGAGACAGAGAGAGAGAGUUUACCUACUCCUUAGUCUUGGUCCCACGCCCGCUUCUCCCUUUCUCGGUCGCCUUCGUUCAUGGCUUCGUCGCACCUACUCUUACUACUCUUGCUGUCUUCUCCGCUCGUGAUGGUGGCGGCGGCGGCCCAACCCCAGCCCAACGCCAAGCCUAGCGACACGGACUCCCUGACCAUCUUCCGGUCGAGGGCCGACGCCCACGGCAACCUGGCCGCUAACUGGAGCACCCCCGACGCCUGCUCCGGGCGGUGGCGUGGCGUCGGCUGCUCCGGUGGUCGCGUGACGUCGCUCGCCCUCCCUUUCCUGGACCUCCGGGGCCCCCUCGACCCUCUCUCGCAUCUGGACCAGCUCCGCCGCCUCGACCUCCACGGCAACCGCCUCAACGGCACCCUCCUCCCCCUCCUUCCCGCCCUCCCCAACCUCAAGCUGCUCUAUCUCUCCCAGAACGACCUCUCCGGCGAGAUCCCGCCCGCCGUCGGCCUCCUCACGCGGCUCCUCCGCUUCGACCUCUCCAGCAACGACCUCGGCGGGCCCAUCCCGGGCGACGCCCUCGCGAACCUCACCCGCCUUCUCACCCUCCGCCUCCAGAACAACCUCCUCUGCGGCCGCAUCCCGGAUCUGUCCGUGGCCCUCCCCCGCCUCGUGGAGUUCAACGCCUCCAACAACCAACUCUCCGGGAGGGUCCCCGAUGGCAUUAGCGCCCGCUUCGGGACGGCGUCCUUCACCGGCAACGCGGGCCUCUGCGGGCCCACCCCACCGCUGCCGCCAUGCUCGUUCAUACCGCGCGACUCUCCUCCCUCCUCUUCCUCCUCUCCUCAGUCGGUGGUGCCCUCCAACCCCAGCACCAGACCAGGCGCCUCAUCAAGCGUUAAUGCCAUGGGGGCUGGAGGAGGGGAGAGAGGGAGGCGCAGCAGAGAGGGGCUGAGCAGGGGCGCGAUCGUCGGCAUCGUCGUCGGGAACGCCGUGUUGCUGCUGGUGGUCCUGUCCCUGCUGUUGGCGUACUGCUGCUGCGUCAGGCAGCUCGGCGACAAGGAUGGCAGCAAGAUUGGCGGCGAUAGCGGGGAAGGCGAUUACCCCUCCACUCUGGAGGCGGCGGAGGAAGAAAAGCAAAGGAAGGGGGGCGGCAAAGACAGCGACGGCGGAGAGAGUGAUGGGGCGACAGCGCACAGCAAGUUGGUGUUCUUUGAAGAGGAGGAGGUGGAGGAGGACGGCGGCGGGGGGAAGCGGGGGGCAAGGAGGAAGCGGUUCGAACUUGAAGAGCUGCUGCGGGCGUCGGCAGAGAUGCUGGGGAAGGGGAGCCUAGGGACGGUGUACCGAGCGGUGCUGGAGGACGGAUGCAUGGUGGCGGUGAAACGGCUCAAGGACGCCAAUCCCUGCGCCCGCGCCGACUUCCACAAGUACAUGGACCUCAUCGGCCGACUGCGCCACCCCAACCUCGUCCGCCUCCAGGCCUACUACUACGCCAAACAGGAGAAGCUCCUCAUCUACGACUAUCUCCCCAACGGCAGCCUCCAUUCUCACCUCCAUGGCAAUCGGGGUCUGGGAAGGAUCCCGCUGGACUGGACGACCAGGAUCAGCCUGGUGCUGGGGGCGGCGCGGGGGCUGGCCCGCAUCCACGAGGAGUAUGGACCGUCCAAGAUUCCCCACGGCAACGUCAAGUCCUCCAACAUACUGCUGGACAAGAACGGCGCCGCCUGCGUGGCCGACUUCGGGCUGGCGCUGCUGCUGAACCCAGCCCACGCCACCGCCCGCCUCGGGGGCUACCGGGCCCCCGAGCAUGCCGACGCCAGGCGCCUCUCUCAGGAGGCCGACGUCUACGCCUUCGGGGUGCUCAUCCUCGAGGUCCUUACGGGGAAGGCGCCCGCCCAGUACCCCCCUCCCCCUCCUCCUCAUCAACAUCAUCGAAAUAGUAACAACAGCAUUAACAAUAGCAGCAGCAACAGCAUCAUCGGCGUCAGCUUGCCGGAAUGGGUACGGUCGGUGGUGCGGGAGGAGUGGACGGCGGAGGUGUUCGACGCGGAGCUGCUGCGGUAUAAGAACAUCGAGGAAGAGAUGGUGGCCAUGCUCCACGUGGGUCUGGCCUGCGUGGCCCACCAGCCCGACCGGAGGCCGGCCAUGUCGGAAGUGGUCAAGAUGAUCGAGGACAUCAGGGUGGAGCAGUCGCCGCUCCCCGAGGACGACCUCGACGACUCUCGCCUCUCCCUCUCGCCUUCACUCGCCACUGUCACCGAGGACGGUCGCCUCAGCUACUGAUCUCCAUCAUCCCUCCAGUUCUCGUUGUCUUUGUCUUGGCAGGAGGUAUUGUUUCUGUCGCUCUAGAAAAUGUCGGCUCUGCUUCCUUUCAUUAUCCCUCCGCUAAUCAGCGAGCCCCGCCCUGCCUCUACGAGGUGCUUUUGCCUGAACCAAUCGUUCUCAUCAGCGUUUUAUUUAUCUUUUUGGGCAAUGCUACAUGAUCCCCGAGCAACGAUUGCCUGAAUCAUGUUUGACUAUUUCCUAGAAAAUUAAUGGUGGUCGAUUAGAUCACUGGCAUGUCGGAUCGGACAAAUCGAUCAACGAUUUCAAUCCAUUAAGAGGUGCGAUUU
Elaeis guineensis (African oil palm) is the source of this 2666-nucleotide messenger RNA. RefSeq names its product leucine-rich repeat receptor-like protein kinase PXC1. NCBI's taxonomy places the organism in Eukaryota, Viridiplantae, Streptophyta, Magnoliopsida, Arecales, Arecaceae. Gene Ontology annotation, molecular function: protein binding; protein kinase activity; ATP binding. Gene Ontology annotation, biological process: protein phosphorylation. The record is from RefSeq and is a predicted model, not a curated record.